Messenger RNA from Trichoplax adhaerens, 1941 nucleotides. RefSeq lists its product as uncharacterized. Lineage: Eukaryota; Metazoa; Placozoa; Uniplacotomia; Trichoplacea; Trichoplacidae. The record is from RefSeq and is a predicted model, not a curated record. Gene Ontology annotation, cellular component: endoplasmic reticulum. Gene Ontology annotation, biological process: protein ubiquitination. The transcript has a single exon. Bases 1 to 1941 code for a protein of 646 amino acids. Gene Ontology annotation, molecular function: ubiquitin-protein transferase activity.
AUGACUGCUGGUUGGUUUCUUACAGCUAUUAAAAUAAUAUUGCUCAUCGUCUAUUUAAUCUGUGUACUACUUAGUUGUAAAUAUUGGAAUGUCCAACUCUGGAAAGUUGGGGAUAAAGCGGCACGCCUACUAUUGGAUCCUGCUACCUUCAACUUGAAAGAGUUAAUAGAAAUAAUAGACUAUCGUGGUGUCUCUGAUCUCAAUCUACAUGAUAGAACAAAUUUAUCCUAUAUGGUUAAUGCUUCUGGAUUAAUGAGUGAGGAAGAAAAAUGGCAAUCGGCAAUAAUAAUGGCGCAGAGUAAAAAGAGAGAAGCGAUCAAUUUUACUGCCGAAAACUACCUUAGAGCAGAAAUAGAGGAUAAUACCCCUGGUAUAUGGCUGCUUCGAAUUGAUACUCGUAAUAGUUCAAAGGAAGAUAUUUUGGUAGACAAUUUAUGGGAUGAUGUUGUUCCCAAGUUAUACACUCUGGGAGUUCAGUCUGGAACAAUUCGCUGCCGAACUUGUCCUACUAUAUGUAGAAAGAAUAAUUGGACAAAAAGUGAUAUAUUAUUACUUCGCACAACGGCUUCCGAUAGCGAUUGGUCGAAGGGAAUACUUUACUAUCCAGGCCGUUUAGCUAAUGCUAAUAGCUCUUCAAUUCUAAUAUGGAUGCGUCAUCACUUGAAUAGUCACAUCAAUCAUUUCUCGACGCGAAAUUUCCCACAACUUCGUGAAACGAUUAAGAAACAGUCCGGUAUUCAUGUUAUUCUCUUUUCUACACUAACAGUCGCCCCGACGUUUAUUUCUAGCUUAGCAAUCAAAUUUAGCGGCAGAAUUAAUUUUAGUAUGGUGACUAUCAAAACAAUUAAUGAUACCAUCCAAAAUUUAUUUGCUAACGAAUUCAAUGUUGAAAAGCUACCAACCUAUCGCAUUUUUACACCUGAAAAGAACUUUACGUAUGGUAACAGACAUGGUGAAUAUUAUGGCUAUCAUUGUAUGCACGAGUUCUUAACUAGUCUGUAUCCGGCUACAAAUGACAUAUUUGUUGCUAUCGUAAUUGGUAUUAAUUUGAUGUGCCUUCUCAAAUUGUUAUUAAUCGAUGGAACCUUUUUGGCUUGUUUAUUAAAAUUUAUUAUUUUAUUUUGUCAAUAUAAUUUUGCUGUAGUACUACUAUGGUUCCCUAUGUAUAAUUUUUUUACAUCACCAUUGAUGCACAUAGUCUAUGACUUGACUAUGAUGGUAAUGCGUUGCCUUAUGGGUACUGAUUUCGUUGCCGCAAUUAGACGUAGCACUCAUUUAACUCAUCCUGGCUGCUUAUUCAUGCUCUUGACAGAGUCUAUUAUUUUUGCAUCUGUGAUAUACUACUGGAUCGAAUGUCAAGAAGGACAGAUCUCUGGCACAGAAUCCAUGGCAUCAUGUAAUUACCUGUCGUUGUCUAGUUAUCAGAGCUCUUUGUAUUCAAUUCUGACCUAUCGCAGUGCCUGUGAGCGCUAUAGUAGGGAAGAUAUUGAAGAGGGAAUAGACAUAUUAAUUGAGCACUUUGCGAUUCCAAAAUUAUACGUUCAGCCAUUGGUUCCCAUGGAUUACAUUCAAUCUCUUCCAACGUUUACGUAUGGUGAUAAAAUCCGAUUCAAUCAUCCAACAUGGAAAGAAAAAUUGAAUUGGAAAUCGGACAACACUGAAAUAGCUCAACUUGAAGAAAAUAUAACUAGUGAACAAGAUUACAAUUGUGAUGACAAUCAAUGUUCUAUAUGCUUGACUAAUUACAUUAAUGACGAUUACUUAUGUUGCUUGCCAUGCAGUCACGUAUUUCAUCACGACUGCAUAGUACAAUGGCUAAGCAUUGGAACAAUCAAUACCUGCAGAUGUCCGCUAUGUCGAUGGCCAGCAUAUAGAUCCUAUCUGCAACCAUCUUCAGCUUGUCAUGCUACCAGCAUUACUUCUAAUGAGGAUUCUAGCUAA